Messenger RNA from Phycomyces blakesleeanus NRRL 1555(-), 1479 nucleotides. Its product is annotated as Zn(2)-C6 fungal-specific transcription factor. The record is from RefSeq and is a predicted model, not a curated record. Gene Ontology annotation, biological process: regulation of DNA-templated transcription. Bases 1 to 1479 code for a protein of 492 amino acids. The transcript is spliced from 4 exons. Gene Ontology annotation, molecular function: DNA-binding transcription factor activity, RNA polymerase II-specific; zinc ion binding. Lineage: Eukaryota; Fungi; Mucoromycota; Mucoromycetes; Mucorales; Phycomycetaceae.
AUGUCCAAUCUACAAAAGAAUCCUGAAGACAUUGGAAGCCUUGGCCAUCCACAGUCUCCUUUAAAUGACUCUCGUACGAUCACAAGAAUGCACCCUUCACUCAAAAGGCCAAGAGCACCCAUUGCAUGCUAUAGAUGUCACCACAAAAAGGUACGCUGCGAUGGUGCUCAUCCUAACUGCACUCGCUGCCUGUCAACAGGUGUGCUCUGUGCAUAUCCUAAUUCUAGGCGGUCGAGAAAUACCCAGCCAACCAAUGUAGACCCAUUUAUAAACAACCUUUCUCAUCUUGAAGCCCGGAUCCGUCGAAUCGAAACCGAUCUAGAAUCCCAACGAGCGAUCAUGCACUCUGUCUUCUCGCCAAAAAACGACGCCGAGUGCAGCAUGGGGCGCCGAUUCAAAGAAGCACUCUCUCUUGACAGCACAAACCAGAUGAACCUCUCUCAGCAACACAAUCUAGUCGCCGGCGAACUAAAUGCCCAGAUGCUAAAAACAGAGCAAGAAGUCCAGGAGUCUCGGUCAAUCUUGGCUCAAUUGCGUCUAAGAGGCGAACAAAAGAUUGCCCGAGGUAAAAGAGCCGCCGCCGCCGCAGUCUCUACAACCACAAAUAGCUUAGGCCGUUCUGCAUUAGCAUCAACAGAUCAAUCUUUACAGCAGCAAUCAUCAUCAUCAGCAGCAGCAGCAGGAACAAUAAUUGGUGGAGGAGCAACAACAUUAUCGUCAACGUCAACAUCAACAUCGGCAGGAGCAACAGGAUCUUCUGGGCCUAGUUCUAAAGAAACAGGGAGAACAAGAUCUGUGCAUUCAUCUGCAGCAAACCGACAAAAACUAAACAAAUCUCAACAGGCCAUUGAAAAGCAAAAGAAGAACGCAAUUUUGACAGGAUCAGUGUCACCAUCGUACAAUGUCACACCUUGUAAUCUCAAUAAUCCAAUGGAUACUCAUUACUCGCUCCACCCACUCCAUCCAUCCUCAGCACUUUCUCCUUCAAAUGGAUGUGCUUAUGGCAAUAAUCCAAUCAUCACAAAGAACGAGUACAUGGAUGCCCACCAAUUCUGUGUUGAGGCCUCAAAUACAAUGGUUGACUGGUCGCUAUUGCAACGGACUUCAUCCAACGAUGGAUCUGUGGCAGGAACAUCUGCACAGCUGGCAGAUAUUCAUAAGCAGCACAAUGGAAUCCUGUCUCCCACGCCAUCCAACACCUACCGAAGCCCCAAUGGGAGCAUGUCCGCAAAUGAUAGUAACGGUCGUACUUUCACAAUGUCUAAUUCGCCCUUUAUCCAGCCCUUGAACAUUUCUUUUAACCUUGCACCUUCUUCAUCCUCUUCUUCAACAACAACCGAUUCGACAGUUUCUUCCUCAGUGCAGACGUCGCACAUAUCUCAGCCUUUGGGUAAUGAUUCUUGCAACAUGUUCAAUCUUUCGACCUUUAUGAUUGAUGAUAUGCUGACCGAAGAAUCGCAUGGUAAGAUUUCAACUUAA